UUGCAACUGUAUAUCUAGACUAUGCUUAUACUAUGGUUUCGAACCCAUUUUCAGACCUCGAGUUUGAUCUCCUUCUUAUUACUUUGUGACACCGUGACAUCAUCGCGCCAGCGCUCAGCGUUCAGCCAUUUUGUGUGACUGCAGUGAACAAGCGCUAUCCGUUUUCACGAGUUAUUUGUGUUACGGGAUUCGUGGUCAGUGGCGUGCAGUGGUGGAGAUAAACUUGGAUGAUUUAGCUUCGCGUUAAAGGAUACGCUCGGGCGAUCGGAUUACAUGCGCUAGUGAGGAGUGCGACCGACCGCACGACUGCGUUAACUUCCCGUGCAAAAUUGUGGAACAAGUACGAUGGAGGAUAAGGCGUCGCUCAAGGAACUUGACCAGUGGAUAGAACAAUUAAACGACUGCAAACAACUGACAGAAAGCCAAGUGAAAACUCUCUGCGAUAAGGCGAAAGAAAUUUUAGCUAAGGAAUCCAAUGUACAAGAAGUAAAAUGUCCUGUAACAGUAUGCGGAGAUGUACAUGGACAGUUCCACGAUUUGAUGGAAUUGUUCAGAAUAGGUGGCAAAUCGCCUGAUACAAAUUACCUUUUUAUGGGCGAUUAUGUUGAUCGUGGCUAUUAUUCAGUCGAGACUGUCACUUUGCUUGUAGCUCUUAAGGUAAGAUAUCGAGAAAGAAUAACCAUUUUGCGAGGAAAUCACGAAUCAAGACAAAUCACACAGGUGUAUGGAUUUUAUGAUGAAUGCUUACGUAAAUAUGGAAAUGCCAAUGUAUGGAAAUUCUUUACGGACUUAUUCGAUUAUUUACCAUUAACGGCAUUGGUAGAUGGCCAAAUAUUUUGUUUGCAUGGUGGUCUGUCACCAUCAAUUGACACUUUAGAUCAUAUACGUGCUCUAGAUCGUCUUCAGGAAGUACCACAUGAAGGUCCUAUGUGCGAUCUGCUUUGGUCAGAUCCAGAUGAUAGAGGAGGAUGGGGUAUUUCACCCCGUGGAGCAGGAUAUACUUUUGGUCAAGAUAUUUCUGAAACGUUUAAUCACUCCAAUGGACUAACACUCGUUUCACGGGCUCAUCAAUUGGUUAUGGAAGGUUACAAUUGGUGUCAUGAUCGCAAUGUCGUAACUAUAUUCUCAGCACCUAAUUACUGUUAUCGUUGUGGUAAUCAAGCUGCAAUUAUGGAACUGGAUGAUGCUUUAAAAUAUUCAUUCCUACAAUUUGACCCAGCACCAAGACGUGGAGAACCACAUGUUACCAGGCGAACGCCAGACUACUUCCUCUAAAGAACUAAACUUCAAGAUUAAGUGUCAAGGUAGGAGAAUGGAAACGCGACUUUAUAGUGAGGCCAGACAGCAUAACUUUCAAUAAAACAUCGCUAAAUGAAUGUGAGGCUCCGACAUGUUUUCACACAUACCACAUAUAGCCUCAAGUAUUAUAUCAUGGCUCACUUUGUGGUGUCUCAUUGAGAGAUAGAAUAGAUUACACGCACGUUUUGUGCGUGCCUUACAUGAUACAUGUAGACAUAACAUUACUUGUACACUGAAAAGGAAAAAAUAAUACAAUAAUGUACACACGUAUCGAUUAAAUUCAUUUGUAGCAUUGAGUUUUAUUAUAUCCGCUUGUAUUUUUAUUAUAAAAGAAACUGAAUUUAUAAUAAUGUACACAUUUG
Molecule: messenger RNA, 1661 nt
Organism: Atta colombica
Lineage: Eukaryota; Metazoa; Arthropoda; Insecta; Hymenoptera; Formicidae
Gene: mts
Product: serine/threonine-protein phosphatase 2A catalytic subunit beta isoform
Exons: 6
Coding region: 346-1275 (309 amino acids)
Biological process (GO): peptidyl-serine dephosphorylation; mitotic cell cycle
Cellular component (GO): cytosol
Molecular function (GO): protein serine/threonine phosphatase activity
Source: RefSeq, a predicted model, not a curated record